Molecule: messenger RNA, 873 nt
Organism: Fusarium fujikuroi IMI 58289
Lineage: Eukaryota; Fungi; Ascomycota; Sordariomycetes; Hypocreales; Nectriaceae
Product: related to several esterases
Exons: 1
Coding region: 1-873 (290 amino acids)
Biological process (GO): protein depalmitoylation
Cellular component (GO): cytoplasm
Molecular function (GO): carboxylic ester hydrolase activity; palmitoyl-(protein) hydrolase activity
Source: RefSeq, a predicted model, not a curated record
AUGUCAGCAGAACAUGCUACAGGAAACUCGUCUCGCCUCAGACCAGGAGAAUUUCCACCACUGGUAACCAUUUCUCCUCUUAUCUCACCUCAUAAACUCACAAUCAUCGUCCUUCACGGCCGUGGCUUCAACGCACAGAAGUUCCACUCACCUCUUCUUGCAUCUCCGUCUCCCGAUCCAUCAAUAUCAUUUCAUCAAUCACUCCCGCAUGCUCGCUUCGUGUUCCCGACCGCGCCUCUUGCUCGGGCGACCAAGUAUCGCCGUUCACUUAUUCAUCAGUGGUAUGAAGGAACCGGUGACUGGGAACCCGAGGCGCGUGGGAACAUGCGACCAAGCAUUGAGUAUAUCCAUAAUUUAUUGAAAGACGAAAUAGAAAGGUUGAGGGGUGAUGCAGGAAAAGUAGUGUUGAUUGGUUUCAGCCAAGGCGGUGCAAUGGCAUUGAUGAGUUGGUUGCUUUGGGAGGGCCAGAGUCUGGGCGCGGUGGUUAUAAUGAGUGGCUUCAUGCCCUUGGCGGAGACUUUAAUGGCAGACGAGACAGAUGAUGAUGCCUCAGAAGACGGAUUGUUCGAAAGGGAUAGUGAAGAGGAAGCAAAAACUCCACUGCAAAGGGCAAUCGACGAGCUUCGUGAAGAAGCAGAGCUUGAUCCUACACCACUAACAACAUCUUUCCCUUUCCUGAAAACUUCUGUGUUCGUGGGACAUGGUAAAAAGGACGAGGAUGUUGAGUAUUGUCACGGACUAAGUGCCGCCAAAUGCCUGGAGCGGAUGGGGGCAAAAGUCGAGUUAAAGACUUACCCAGUCUUGAAGCAUUGGUACUGUCCUGAAGAACUUGGACACACAACACAAUUCAUAAAUCAACAGCUAGGCCUAUAA